This is a messenger RNA of Perkinsus marinus ATCC 50983, 1506 nucleotides long. RefSeq lists its product as hypothetical. The transcript has 5 exons. Lineage: Eukaryota; Perkinsozoa; Perkinsida; Perkinsidae. The coding region runs from base 1 to 1506 and encodes 501 amino acids. The record is from RefSeq and is a predicted model, not a curated record.
AUGGUUUACAGCAAUAGAAGGCUGAAAAUGAAGAUGGAAGGUGGAAUCGAUGGCAAGGAGGCUAUCCCCAUACCAUUGAGCAGCAGAGAGUAUCGAUUUGCGGCGACGGCUGGCAGUAGCAUCAAUGUGACCUCACAGAAGGCCAAAAUUGUGUUCGGCGACGAAUAUUUGGCUCUGACCAACAAGCAGCGAUAUCAGGCUAUCUGCAAGGAGUGGGAGAAUGAGAGGAAGAAAGAUGAAGAAUCAAGUUCCGCCUCGGAUAAUGAAGAGGAUGGUAAUCCUACCAACGAUCAAGAGAGCGCCAUCAUGAAAUGGAUCUCAGGUGAUGUGGAAGAGUCUGAUUGUGAUUCGGCUGAGUUGAGUACUCCCGAUGCUGGAGAUUCCAGGGAUGACGGUUUCCAAGCUAUGCGAAUGGGUGUACGUGACCUCAUAAGUCAAGUCCCUGACGAGAACCCGGAUUCUAUUUUUAAAUUAUAUACGAAAAGGGUGUUGGAUGAAGUGCACUGUGCUAUGACAGAUGAUGGAGUCAAAGCACCGCUGCCUCUCCAUGCCAUUUCCUUGGAUGACCUCAAGACUUACAUCAAACAGCUGAAUCGUACCCGUGCGUCUUCGAUUCCUUCUACAGUGCGAGGUCAGGAAGUGGCAGCCCGGCUCUUCGAAGGAAUGAAGCCUCCGAUUGAUAUAUCAUUCCCUCACACUCAUUCCGCCAAUCAGCAGAUGGUAUCUCCCAUCAAGUUGGGAGCUGGUCCGAAGCCCGUCACAACCUCGGAUGUGCUGGAUGAUAUUGUGCGCCAAAAGCGGGAGAGAGGCUCAGUAUCUCAGUCUCCGAUCCAGAGUGUAAGCAUUACUCAGAGAAGAGCCGCUAAUCAAGAUGCCAGUGGGCCAGCUGAGGGUGCAGCGUCUCCAGAGCCUCACGUCAAGGGCCUCUCUCGCGGAGAAGAUUCGCUCAAUAGCAAGGUCUGUCGAUUCUGUGGCAAGCCGCUUAUUGAUGGUUACAAUGACCAUGUUCGUGAUGGUAGUAGAUGGGGGCGUUGCCCGAUGGAUUCUCGGCCGUUCAUGGAUAAUGAAUCCAAGGCUAUGAGGAGAUUGGCCCGAGAGCGAGCCAAGACUAUACGGGUGACUGCGACAGGCUCGGGGAGAAAUUGUGGUUGGUGUGGGAUACGCCUCACAGCGGUUAUGAUGAAAGAGGAUGGAGGAGAGAUGCCAGGUCAUGAGCAGUUUGCUGACGAGCAUGGCAAAAUCGUGAGGUUCUGUCCGCUCGCUAUGAAUUUGAAUCAUCAAAGGGUGGAGAGCCUGAGGCUCCUGAAAACGCAUCGUGCUAUGGAGAAGAAGAGUCGUUAUAACUCUAAUAAACGACGACGUUAUCAUGAGCGAAGAACGACCGGUGAUGGAGAGGUGGCUGAUAACAUCAUCGAAGGUACAACUCUUGACAAGAUGGAUGUCAAUACCGCAGUUGCUGCUAACACUAUCGGAGGCGCGGGUAUAUUCUCCCAGUUCUGCGAUUGA